This is a messenger RNA of Thalassophryne amazonica, 2293 nucleotides long. It is a transcript of the gene rundc3ab, whose product is annotated as RUN domain containing 3Ab. Lineage: Eukaryota; Metazoa; Chordata; Actinopteri; Batrachoidiformes; Batrachoididae. The coding region runs from base 105 to 1403 and encodes 432 amino acids. The record is from RefSeq and is a predicted model, not a curated record. Gene Ontology annotation, cellular component: cytosol. The transcript is spliced from 11 exons.
GCGGCGGCACCGCGGCGGCCGCCGGCAGUAUCCGUCCAGCAUCCAGCGGUGGAUGAGGAGCCCACAGGGAGGGGUCCUUUGAUUCCAGGGCUGCCUCCUCCUGGAUGGAGCCCGGCUGUGUGCAGGCGGCUGCGAUGGCUACCGGAGACGGCUCGAAAAAAACGUGCGCUCGGAACGCGGCGGCGGAGCGCAAAAAUCUCAUCACCGUCUGCAGGUUUUCGGUAAAGACACUGUUGGAGAAAUACACGGCCGAGCCCAUUGAUGAUUCAUCUGAAGAGUUCAUCAAUUUCUCAGCCAUCCUUGAACACAUCCUCAGUCACCGUUUUAAAGGUUCCAGCAGCUGGUUUGACAGCCAGCGGAGCUACUGGGACUUCAUCCGACUGGCUUGUGCCAAAGUCCCAAACAGCUGCAUCAGCAGCAUCGAGAGCAUGGAAAACAUCAGCACUUCGCGAGCCAAGGGCCGUGCAUGGAUGCGAGUUGCCCUGAUGGAGAAGAGACUGUCGGAAUACAUCGGCACAGCACUGAGGGACAGCAGAACAACCAGGAGGUUCUAUUCAGAAGGCGCCAUCAUGUUAAGAGAGGAGGCCACCGUCCUAACAGGGAUGCUUAUUGGGCUUGGAGCGAUAGACUUCAGUUUCUGUCUGAAGGGGGAGGCCUUGGAUGGUAAAUCUUCUGCUGUGAUUGACUACACGCCAUACUUGAAAUUCACACAAAGCUACGAUUAUCUGAGUGAUGAUGACGAUCCGCAGAGCGUUGACAGCAGCACGAGCGAUGACAGCAUCCCUGAACACCCCUACGUCCCCCUGGUGACCGACGAGGAGAGCUGGAGCACCAAGUGUCGCAAGAUGGAGCAAAGAUUCAAGAUUGUCUACGCUCAGAAGGGUUACCUGGAGGAGCUGGUGCGCCUGCGUGAGUCCCAGCUGAAGAACACAGAGGCAGAAAACAAGAGGUUAAAGACCCGGCUUGAGGAGCUAGAGAGCCAGAGCCAACACGAGAAGAGGGAGCUGGAGGCCAUUGUCUUGGAGCUCCAGGAGCAGCUGACACGUUUGAUUCCGUGUGACUCCAACCACCUCGCCAAAAACCUUUCGAUCCCUUUAGUCAACCAGUGGCCCACACUGCAGCCAUUCAACAACCAACAGGAUGCCAAGCUCUUCCGCAGGAGGAGUUUCCCCAGCACGGAACUGCUGUGUUUGGAGGUCAGCCUGGAUUCAGGCUCACAGAGAUCUGGGGGAAAGCAGAACGGAGGCGCUUGGUGCACAGAUAAGGACUACACCCCUUCUAUGAUGGGCCUCUGCGGCUCCUUAGCCUCCAUUCCAAGCUGCAAGUCUCUGACGAGCCUCAAGUCCAGCGAGUGCCUGGUCAACAUCAGCACAGAGAACAGCCCUCCUCUGUCACCCAGCUAGGGGGCGCCAAAGAUAACACAGCAAAUCACUUACAGACCCUGAGACAAUUCUACAUUUUUCAAAAGAAACGGAAAGACUACUUUUUGGUAGGCAGGCAGACACUCUCUUAGUUGAGUACCUGCGAGCCCAGUGGUCUCGCAAAACACUUUUUUUUAAAGUAUUGACGGAGGAGUAGCCCCGAUCUGUGGGGGACUGUCCAACAAAGAUGCAAGAUAGCUGCUGUACUGCCCUACAGCCUCCUUCACUUUCACUGUCCUGUCAUAAAAGCAGUUCUUUUAAUUGAUCUCGCUUAUUUCAUAAGGGUUGAUUUGUGCCAUUAUAGCAUGCACUGUUCAUGUUCAUAAAAACUGUCCUGUGUGUGCAUUCGUCUGUCUUACGAUUCUGUUGUAGUGAACAGAAACAAUGUCUUGCCACAAUAUAUGAUGCUAUGAUUAAUGGACGGGGACAAACGUGGUCAGGUGGGAUUGUUUAAAUUAGCUUUAUGAUGUUUGGGUGACUGAGGCUUUAGGCUGUAGUUUGAAUAUCCUGUCAGGCUGCCAAGGUCUGCAGAGCCGCUGCAGCACAAACAUGCAAAAAUAUCUAUUGCAUACAAAUGCAAAGUGCAUUGUGACUAUGCAGACUGAAUGUUGUUGUUGGCUUUUUUUUUUUCUACAAAUCUGGCUUGACAGCAUUAUAUGUGCAGGAGAGAAAUAAUGAAUGUGUGCUUGUGUAUCUUUUAAUUAUUUUGGCCCCUGUGACUCAUUCUUUGAUACCUUUCUUUAUGGCAUAACAACUGUACUUGUUUUGGUUGUCCUAAUGUAAACUGCAUUGUCACGAAAUGCUGGUGAGAGUUAGGAUAUAUUCUUUGAUUUAAAACUGCAAUAAAACUGCCUUUUUCUUAUUUUAGCUGC